Ornithorhynchus anatinus (platypus) is the source of this 2458-nucleotide messenger RNA. It is a transcript of the gene EGR2, whose product is annotated as early growth response 2. Lineage: Eukaryota; Metazoa; Chordata; Mammalia; Monotremata; Ornithorhynchidae. The transcript is spliced from 6 exons. The record is from RefSeq and is a predicted model, not a curated record. Gene Ontology annotation, biological process: regulation of transcription by RNA polymerase II. The coding region runs from base 329 to 2458 and encodes 709 amino acids. Gene Ontology annotation, molecular function: DNA-binding transcription factor activity, RNA polymerase II-specific; RNA polymerase II cis-regulatory region sequence-specific DNA binding.
GAGAGCUGCAAGUGAUUUACAGCUCUGCACGGGGACAGACACACUGACUGUUGUAACAACACGACACCAGCAACUCCCGGGCUGUUAGCAGAGCGAAUUCAAACAGAAGACAGUCGGUGGCAAAGCCAUCUCUGUUUUUUUUUCUCUUUUUUUCUUUUUGGUUUUUUUUUUUUUUACUUUCUGGGGAGUUGGAUGAUUAUUUUUUAAGAGUGGAGGGGGAAAAUCAAUCCCCUCCCCCAAACCAAACCCACACCCCCCUUCCCCAGAAGGCUGCUCUGACCCUCCAGGUAGCAGGGGAGUUGGGUCUCCAGGUUGAGAGUUGGACCAAAUGAUGACCGCCAAGACCGUAGACAAAAUCCCAGUAACUCUCAGUGGUUUUGUGCACCAGCUCUCGGACAGCAUCUAUCCCGUGGAGGACCUCGCCGCUACCUCGGUGACCAUCUUCCCCAAUGCCGAUCUAGGACCCUUUGACCAGAUGAACGGGGUGACCGGAGAUGGCAUGAUCAACAUUGACAUGACCGGCGAGAAGAGGGCCCUGGACCUGCCUUACCCCAGCGGCUUUGCCCCCGUGUCGGCGCCCCGCAACCAGACCUUCACCUACAUGGGCAAGUUCUCCAUCGACCCCCAGUACCCCGGUGCCAGCUGCUACCCAGAGGGCAUCAUCAACAUCGUCAGCGCGGGCAUCCUGCAGGGGGUGGCCCCGCCGGCCUCGGCGGCCCCGUCGGGCGGCUCUGCGGCCUCCCCGAGCGCCCUGGCCGCCGGGCCCCUCGGGGUGUGCGCCAUGGCCCAGGGCCAGGCCGACUUGGACCACCUGUACUCUCCGCCCCCUCCUCCUCCUCCUCCUCCGCCGCCGCCUCCUCCUCCUCCUCCCUACUCGGGCUGCUCGGGAGACCUGUACCAGGACCCCUCGGCCUUCCUGUCGGCCGCCUCCUCGUCUGCGGCCUCGUCGUCGCUGGCCUACCCCCCGCCCCCGUCCUACCCGUCCCCCAAGGCGGCCGCCGACCCGGGGCUCUUCCCCCUCAUCCCCGACUACCCGGGCUUCUUCCCCGCCCAGUGCCAGCGGGACCCGCACGGGCCGGCCGACCGCAAGCCCUUCCCCUGCCCCCUGGACUCCCUGCGGGUCCCGCCCCCGCUGACCCCGCUGUCCACCAUCCGCAACUUCAACCUCAGCGGGCCGGGCGCGGGGCCGGGCGGCGGCGAGGGCUCCCGCCUGCCGGGCGGCGGCCCCGUGUCCGUGUCGUCGUCGUCGUCGUCGUCGUCGUCGGCCUACAACCCGCACCACCUGCCGCUGCGGCCCAUCCUGCGGCCCCGCAAAUACCCCAACCGGCCCAGCAAGACGCCGGUGCACGAGCGGCCCUACCCCUGCCCGGCCGAGGGCUGCGACCGCCGCUUCAGCCGCUCGGACGAGCUGACCCGCCACAUCCGCAUCCACACGGGCCACAAGCCCUUCCAGUGCCGCAUCUGCAUGCGCAACUUCAGCCGCAGCGACCACUUGACCACCCACAUCCGCACCCACACGGGCGAGAAGCCCUUCGCCUGCGACUACUGCGGGAGGAAGUUUGCGCGCAGCGAUGAGAGGAAGCGGCACACCAAGAUCCACCUGCGGCAGAAGGAGAGGAAGGGCGGCGGCGGCGCCCCUGCCUCCGCCUCCGUGGCACCCGGGUCCGUCGCCGCCGCCGCCGCCGCCGCCGCCGGCCAGUCCUGCGAGCGGCCCUCGGCGGCGGGGCUGCAGCCCGGCCCGGGGACCCUGGUCAACGUUCCUCGGCUCAAUUUAAAGGAUCCCCAGAGGGAUUUCACCGCCCGUAUGCGGGCAACGCACUCCUUCACCAGCUCCCCCUGCCAACGUACAGACAAGCUAUUGUAUCUUCCUACCGACUGGUUUGGCCACCCCCAUCAGAAGCAGAUACAGGAGUUCUUCAUGAGGGAUCAAACGGUUCGUGGCGAUUCAACUGCAAAUGAAAUUGCGCUCUUUACUGUAUUCCUGCAAAAAGGUGACAGGUUAGGAAAACGCAUGCAGAAACAUCGACCUAGUCCUCUUCCAAACCACUUUUCAAAAAGGGAGGCAACUACAGAGACGGGGGAGGCUCGGCCGCUUCGCGUGGCAGCGGUGGCCUCGAUGGGUCACCGGGAGAACAAAGACAAAAAGGCAGCGGGUGGCCCCUCCCGUCGCUCCUGCUCACUUGUGCCUCUCUCCCCGGCCGGCAGCGCGGUUAAAAACAAAAUAAUCAUCAAAAAAAAACCCAACAAGAAGUCGGCGCAGGUUGCCGGUUGGAAUUCCACCAAAUCCUCAGGGAAAUCCUGUCCGCUGGGAGGGGGGGGCUGCAGAAGAGGCCGCUUCAUCCACCUCCCUCGCUUGGUCUCCGUGUCUAGGCCCAACUUUUCGCGCAGUCCUUCAGGCCAGGGGGGCCCUACGGUUUCGAGAAUUGGGGGGGAGAAGAUGCCAACCGUCUGCCAAUAA